AUGGCCCACAGCAGCGACACCACGUCCUGGUACCGCAACGCCCUGUGGUUCGUGACGGGGGUGCGGGGGUGCAGGAGGUACAGCUAUGAGUAUGCUUCCAAGCACUUCAGUCCAGCUGGCGUGGAGGAUCGGGCUGGAAGGUCCUUUCUGGUCACUGGUGCAAAGUGUGGCAUUGGUAGGGCCACAGUCAAAGAGACAGCGAGGGGAGGUGGCACGGUUCAGCUAGUUUGCAGAAGUAAGGAAUGAGCUGAGGUCUUUCGAGGAGAAACAGUGACGGAAACGAUCAACCAGAAUAUUUUCUUGCAUAUUCUGGAUAUAUCUGACCCCAAGAAAAUCUGGAAGUUUGCUGAAAUAUUCAAAAUUGAACAUAAAAUGAGAUAUGUGGGUACUUACAUUCUGACAACUGCUCUGCUGCCCCUCCUGGAAAAAGUAGCUGAUGCCAGACUGAUAACUGUCUCUUCUGGGCCCAUGCUUGUUCAACAUACCAUGCUAAACAUACCUGACUUGUAGUCAGGAAAUGGGACAUUUGAUGGAACUAUGAUGUAUGCACAAACCAAGGUACAACAGCAAGUUGUCUUGACAGAACAAUGGGGAAAAGCUCACAGAAACAUCCGUUUCUCUGUUAUGCACCCCAGCUGGACAGACACUCCAGAUAGUAUCUGCUUGACACUGACUAAUAUGAAGAAUAUCCUGUGCACAGAGGCCCAGGGAGCUGUUGUGUGGAUGGCACUAUCAUCUGAAGCAAAGAGUUUACUGAGAGGAUUGCUCUUCCAAGCCAGGCAACCAGUCCGUACGCACUUACCCCUGGCAGGCACCCACAGUCCACUUGAGGACAAGGAGAAGCUAAUGGAGGUGCUGGAACAGCUCUCCCAGAAAGUUUAAAUCCACUCGUGCAAGAACUUAGCGUCAUUGCCAACACAGUGUAACUGCAGAGCUGCUAACUGCACAGUACUGCAGUGUGCUUGCUGUUGAGGGGAAGAAGGAUGCCAUCACAGCGUUAAAAAGAAAUUGGGUUCAGGUGUUCUCAUCAUGGGGGAGAGCGGUGCAAAGUCUCUCCCAUUGUGACUACGCACCUGCUGUCUCAAGACACAGUAAACUUGUGUUCUUUGAGUUGGAAGAAAAAUGGGGGGGCAUUAAAGCAAAAUCAAGGCUUGGGGAAGCUACCCCAAAACAUUUAAAACACUCAGAGAAAUAAGGAGGAGCAUUCCCUCAGUAGCCCUCACGAAGGACAUCAGGAAAGAAGUAGUAAAUGUUUUAAACUAUGUUUGACUACUGUACUUGACAGGCUGGUGACUUCUUUCACUGUGUGAGGGUGACUGGGAUCAAACUGACAACUGGGAGUAGAAACUCGCCCUUGCAUCACCCGCUUAGUUUAAAGGGAAGGAUUCCUCAUGGCAUUCAGUUUCUAUAAAUCAAUGCUGGUAUGCAGAAGUGACCUGCUUCCUCACGUUUAAACAGCAAGAAUUUAGGAACGCUGCCAAAUGCCUUCCACAUUACUUUAUGGAGUCAGGGGUGAAUAUCAUCCUGUUUGUGUCAAGACACCAUGAAGUAGGUUUCAACACAUACCACAACCAGACAUGGCAGGAUCCAGCGGAGAGAUGGCUGCAUGACAGUAGGCAUGAAAAGAAAUAACAUGUUAAGCCAUCGGUGCUUGCUAUUUCUGUGAGA
Messenger RNA from Neopsephotus bourkii (Bourke's parrot), 1668 nucleotides. It is a transcript of the gene DHRS12, whose product is annotated as dehydrogenase/reductase 12. The record is from RefSeq and is a predicted model, not a curated record. Lineage: Eukaryota; Metazoa; Chordata; Aves; Psittaciformes; Psittacidae.